AUGUGGACGAUGAAGGAGGACAUUGUCCCUGUUGCUCAAGCGGACUCUUCUGAGAAACCCCUCGCCGAAGACCUCUCUGCCGCUUGGUCAUACGAGCCACUACAUCCAGAUCAGCUGCGCUGGUAUUGGAACAAGCAGCCAUUCUCCUUGAAAGCUGUGUACCAGACAGAUGUCCAGCACAGGGCACACCUGCAGCGCUUUGGGGAUGCCGACAACCUCACUCUGGAAAAGACCUACAGGGAACGACUGGAUCAGCUGGAGAGGGCAUGGUGGGAGGAGGAGGCAGAGCUCAGCACAGGGCUGGCAGAGCAUGGGCAGGGCGGCAGCUCCUCAGACACAAAUGCCAAGGAAGAGUGCGGGUCCAGCAACUGGCAGGCAUUUGUGGCUGGGGAGGGGCAGGGGGAGGCGGUGGGGGAACUGGUGCGCGGGGGGCUCUAUGAGGUGGACAUGAUGCGGCGGCGCAUGCGUUGCGUGUACUGGCCCGAGCAUGCACACCGCGUGCACCGAGGCACCUGGUUCAUGGAGAAGGGCACUGAUUGGGUCCCCCUCAAGGAGACGGUGGCGGAUGAGUUGGAAGAGGGGUACCGAGGGGAGAUAUGGAAUCCUGCCAGGGGCCAUGUGCAGCAGCAGAAGCAGGGGAUUGAGGCUGCGCGCCUGGAGCUGCGCUCCCUUAUCAACGAGACAAAGGGCAUGUAUGCGCUCUUUGUGAGCAGCCAGGAGAUGUACCUGUGCAGGGACAACUACUCGGCAUGGAUAUCAAGGAGUUGGAGCAGCAAUCCGGCCAUCGGUGUGCGGCUGCGCCGCGGCUACGAGGCUCCAGCUGCUGGGGCGGUGGAGGUCGACGUCAAGGCCGAGGAGGCCGACAAUUUUGCGGCGCGUGUGCCCGUCAACCGGCUGGUCUUUGUCGUGCACGGCAUCGGCCAGAACCUGAGCGGCAGCAACAUAGGGGAGGAUGCGAGCAACGUGCGCAACAAUCUGCGCGCGCUGGCGCUCACGGAUGUGGACGAGAAGGAACGCGAGGCCGGCCGCACUGAGGUCCUGCCCGUGCAGUGGCGCAAGCACCUCAACCUCGACAUCGACGUGCUGGCGGAUGCGCUGAUGCCGCCGGGGGUGCGCAGCCUGCGGAGCAUGCUGCACGCGACUGCAGUUGAGGUGCUGCUGUACCUGACGCCGCUGCACUGCCACGACAUGCUGCAGUCCCUCGGGAGUGUGUCUGUAAUGGCGCACUCGCUGGGCAGCGUGCUCUCGUACGACGUGCUGUGCAACCAGCCGCAGCUACACGCCGCCCUACACCUCCACCAGCCGCCAUCCCAGUCACCCGAGGCCAUCCAGCAGGCCAAACGAGCCCGCCUAUCCCCCAUUGACACCCAGGGCUUAGAAUUUGGCGACAGGCCGGCAGGGAGCAGCCCCACGUCUGGCAUGGGCAGCUCUGGAAAUAGGGGACCCCUCAGCGGCAGCAUUGACGCUGACCUCACUGACCUCUCCUGCAUGCUCACCCCCAUCGGCCAAGCCAGGUCGCCCACAGACUCCUCCAGGGAAGAGGAGAGGCGGCUGCGGGCAGAGAAUGCGCGGCUAAGGAGGGAGCUUGCCCUGGCGCAUGCGCAUGCAGAGCGCGCUGCCAUGGGGGCCGCUGCCGGCACCAGCGGCCAGCCGGUGCCUGCCAGGGGCGCCUCACCCACAGGAAGUGACCAGUAUGCAACGGCGGCAGCCGCGCAGGAGGCUGCGCACCUUGCCCCUGCAGUGCAGAUCCCCUCCCUCGACUUCAGCGUAGAUCAGUUCUUCUGCAUAGGAUCUCCGCUGGGCCUGUUUCUGGCGCUGAGAAAGGUGGACCCUGGCAAGGGGCGGGGCCUGGGCACGCGCACAGCCGCCGCGCUGAUGCCGGGAGCGCCGGCGCAGCAGGGCCACGGCGACGGGCUGCCGGCCGUGCAUCGCAUGUACAACCUGUACCACCCCUUUGACCCUGUUGGCUACAGGCUGGAGCCGCUAGUGAUACCCGGCGCUGAGAAGCGGCGGCCGGUGUUUGCGGCGUACGCCAAGGGCGGCCGGCGGCUGCACGUGGGCCUGCAGGAGUUUGGCGAGGAUGUGAGCGCAGCCAUGAGCGCCGGCGCGGCCAAGGCAUCCUCCGCACUCUUCUCCGGCAUCUCUUCCCUCAAGCUUGGCGCCUCCUUUGUUGCCAACGCCGUUACCAUCAAACGUGUCGACCCACGAGAAACCGAGGGGCUGAAGGAGGAGGAGGAGAGCAACGAGCAGGACGCGGCGGACAACGAGGCGCUGCAGAACACAUCGCACGGCCUCAAGGACACCGCCAUCUGGCGCCUCACCGACGGGCCCGGAGCGCCGCCCGACGUGGCUGCUCGCACCCCCGUCGCCAACCGCACCGCAGCCGGCCGCCUGGAUUUCGUGCUUCAGACGGGCCCCACGGAGAACCCGUGGCUGAGCGCCAUCAGCAGCCACUUUUCAUACUGGACAUCCGCGGACACGGCAUUGUUUGUGCUGCGCGCUCUUCAUGGUCUCGACGUGCGCCAGGGGAUCUCCAAGGAGGUCGCCGCCAGCGCAAUAUCUCCCCUGGGAUCUCCUACUGCUGCGGCCGCACAGCCCGCCUGA
This is a messenger RNA of Coccomyxa subellipsoidea C-169, 2604 nucleotides long. RefSeq names its product DDHD-domain-containing protein. Lineage: Eukaryota; Viridiplantae; Chlorophyta; Trebouxiophyceae; Coccomyxaceae. The transcript has 17 exons. The record is from RefSeq and is a predicted model, not a curated record. Gene Ontology annotation, molecular function: metal ion binding; glycerophospholipase activity. Bases 1 to 2604 code for a protein of 867 amino acids. Gene Ontology annotation, cellular component: cytoplasm.